UUUUCAGUUUUCCAUCCCUUCCCUCAUCGUUCUCUCUCUUUCUCCUCUUUUUAUCUGUACUUUCCUCCUUGUCGGCACAAACAUCUCUCUGUUUUUCUUAUUUCUUAUUUUUUUUGGGGUUCUGUAAUUUGAAGAGCGAGUUUUGGAUCCAUAUCGGCAUUCCGUAUAUCGUUGUAGAUUUAGUUUUUUUUGUUUUGCAUUUUGUUGUAAUGGUCAAUGCUGCCGGAUUUUCAUCUAAAUUAGGGUUCCGAUUCUUGGUCUGCGAUUGGAGUUUUGGAGGCUAGAACCAAAAGGAUGUAGUUGAGAUUUGGUUGAUUUUUGGGCUCUUGUGUAGACAUUUUUUGUGUAGUUUUUUUUGCUUCUAGAUUGGAAUUUCUCGGAGUUGAAGGCGGAGGUUCUUGCUUUUCCUUCAAAUUGAUGAUUGAAACGUCUUAGUUUUUGUUGGUGGGAUUCGGUGGAUUACCGGAAAAGGGAACGUUUUUUCAUCCGGAGGGCAUGUUAAUUUGGGAAAUCUGUCAAGGAUUUCCUUUUUUGGGGGGAAGGAGGUAAUUGUGGAUUUGGUGGUGGGUUAUGGGAUUACUAGCAAAAUAAGGGUGAAUUGGGCAUUAAUCUGGGUGUUAUAUCUUUAUCUUGUGUUGAAUUGAGCUGGUGGAUAAGAAUUUGAAGAUGGAUCAUGUAGUUGGUAGCAAGUUCAAGCUGGGGAGGAAGAUCGGGAGUGGGUCCUUUGGGGAGCUCUAUUUGGGUGUAAAUGUACAAACUGGGGAAGAAGUUGCUGUUAAGUUGGAACCUGUGAAAACCAAGCAUCCACAGCUUCAUUAUGAGUCAAAGUUGUACAUGCUUCUUCAAGGAGGAACUGGAAUCCCCCACCUCAAAUGGUUUGGUGUUGAGGGUGAAUACAGUAUAAUGGUUAUUGACCUUCUUGGACCAAGUUUGGAAGAUUUGUUCAACUACUGCAGCAGAAAAUUUUCGUUGAAAACAGUAUUGAUGCUUGCAGAUCAAUUAAUUAACAGAGUGGAAUACAUGCACUCAAGGGGUUUUCUUCACCGUGAUAUAAAGCCUGACAACUUCUUGAUGGGCCUGGGGCGCAAAGCAAACCAGGUAUACAUUAUUGAUUAUGGCCUUGCAAAGAAGUAUAGGGAUCUUCAGACACACAAGCAUAUCCCAUACAGGGAAAACAAGAACCUGACGGGCACAGCUCGCUACGCAAGUGUCAACACUCAUCUUGGAGUUGAGCAAAGCAGAAGGGAUGAUCUGGAAUCUCUUGGUUAUGUGCUUAUGUACUUCCUAAGAGGAAGCCUUCCCUGGCAGGGAUUAAAAGCUGGUACAAAGAAGCAAAAGUAUGAUAAGAUCAGUGAAAAGAAAGUUUCAACUCCUAUAGAGGUGCUUUGUAAAUCAUACCCAACUGAGUUUUAUUCGUACUUCCAUUACUGUCGAUCAUUGAGGUUUGAAGACAAACCAGACUAUUCAUAUCUGAAAAGGCUUUUUAGAGAUCUUUUUAUUCGAGAAGGUUAUCAGUUCGACUAUGUAUUUGACUGGACUGUGUUGAAGUACCCUCAGAUUGGUGGCAGCUCUAGGGGACGGCACUCCAGCGGGAAACCAGGUUUAAUUGCUGGUCCAUCUGCAGAGAAACCAGAACGGAUUUCAGUUGGGAAAGAGAUCCGGGACAGAUUCUCGGGUGCAGUUGAAGCAUUUUCCAGAAGGAAUACAGCUAGUCCUACUCCACGUGGUGAUUUAUCCAAACACAGGACGUCAGAGAACCAACCUGAUACAGAGAAAGGACGCGGUUCUCGAUAUGGCAGCAGUUCAAGAAGAGCUGUCCACUCAAGCAGCCGGCCUAGUUCCUCUGGUGAACCCAGUGAAUCUCGCUCUAGCCGAUUACUCUCAAGCAGUGGCCGUCUGUCUACCACACAUAGAGUCCCUGGAUAUGAGUCGAAGACAUCUUCCUAUACUCGUGGUACAACUGCGAAAGGCGCAAGGGAGGAUCCUCUUCGUAGCUUCGAGCUCCUGUCACUCAGGAAGUAGUUGGAAACUUGGAAUGAUUUGUUGGUAAAAAAAUAUUCCUAAUGCGUUAAACAGAAAUACGCUCGGUGAAAAUAGUGGGGAGUUCAUAAGCUCAUCACUAUUGUAUGUGGGAUUACAACUUAAUGACUCACAGGACAUUUCCAUUAUCUUGCCAUGUAAACAAUGUCUCUCCCACCUCAUUUCUUUUUUCUGCCUUUUAGAAGUUUAUGAACAUCCUUUAGAUGCGUCCAAGAAACUAAGAACGAAAAAAAAAAGUACCGGAAUUUUUACUUGUACUUGAGAAGUGAGUUGUGUAAUAAGUUGUAUUUGCUUGUGUUAAUAUUGGUGAUCGAAUGC
This is a messenger RNA of Tripterygium wilfordii, 2358 nucleotides long. RefSeq names its product casein kinase 1-like protein 6. The record is from RefSeq and is a predicted model, not a curated record. Bases 667 to 2022 code for a protein of 451 amino acids. Gene Ontology annotation, molecular function: protein serine/threonine kinase activity; ATP binding. Gene Ontology annotation, biological process: peptidyl-serine phosphorylation; endocytosis; signal transduction. Gene Ontology annotation, cellular component: cytoplasm; nucleus. NCBI's taxonomy places the organism in Eukaryota, Viridiplantae, Streptophyta, Magnoliopsida, Celastrales, Celastraceae. The transcript has 14 exons.